GCCGAGUUCCGGUAGCGGCGGGGUGAGCGCACCAAGAUGGCGGCGGCCCAGGGCGGCGGCGGGGUGGCGCGGCCGGAGCUCGGCCCAGAGGCGCCGGGCUCGGUGACGGUGGAGCUGGCGGCGGUGGAAUCAGCGCCGCCGAGUCCGGCGGUGCAGCGGGCCGAGCUGAGGCCGCUGAUGGCCGCGUCCAUGCGGCUGGGGGAGUCCUGGUACCUGCUGGCCAGCCGCUGGUUCAGCCUGUGGAAGCGCUACGUGGGUUACGACAGGUGGGACGUGUCCGGCGUGGGCGACCCCAACCUCUUCCCUGGGCCCAUCGACAACGCGUGUCUGCUCGGCGAUGGGGAAACUCAGAGCUUAAAGGAGCACCUCAUCGCCCAGCUGGACUACGUGCUGGUGCCCAGCAGCGCCUGGCAGAAGCUGGUCUCGUGGUACGGCUGCAUCGAGGGACAGCAGCCCAUCGUGAGGAAAGUGAUGGAAUUUGGUCUGUAUGCAAAGCACUGUGAAGUUGAAGUUUAUCCUCUGGAGCUGAAGCUGUGUGAGGGCAGCAGUCCUUCCAACGUGAUCAGCUGCUGCUUUAGCAGAAGAGAUAGUGUUGCCACUCUUGUGAAAGAGAUACGGAAACUGUUUAAAAUCCCAGCUGAGAAGGAUGUGAGGUUAUGGAGCAGCCAUUUUGAUGGCUCUUACGAGCAGCUCAGCGAGCUGGGUGUCACUCUGGAAGAUGCAAACAUCUAUCACGGGGAGCUUGUUCUAAUAGAAGUGAAAAAUGAAGAUGGCACGUGGCCUGAACAUCCUUUCCUUGCAAAGUCAAGCACUGCUACUAGCAGAAACUUUACUACCUCUUCAAAACCAUCCGCGAGUUCUUACUCCUCAGCAUCUGCCACGUCUGUCAUUACUAACGGUGACAGCAGUAACUCCUAUGGACUGAGCAGCUCCAGCCUGGGCCGGGGAGGUUCUGGAUUUGCUUGCAACUCUUACAGCAGCAGGGACUCUGCUUCCCUGUCACAACCUGGCCUUUGUGGACUCAGUAACCUUGGGAAUACCUGCUUCAUGAAUUCUGCAUUACAGUGUCUGAGCAAUACCCCUCCUCUGACUGACUAUUUCUUGGAAGAUAAAUAUGAAGCUGAAAUAAAUCACAGCAACCCCUUGGGAAUGAGAGGAGAAAUUGCAGAAGCCUAUGCGGAACUGAUUAAACAGAUUUGGUCUGGGAGGCAGUCUCAUGUGGCCCCACGUAUGUUUAAAACGCAGGUUGGCCGGUUUGCUCCUCAGUUUUCGGGAUACCAGCAGCAAGAUUCCCAGGAGCUGUUGGCUUUUCUUCUAGAUGGCUUGCAUGAGGAUUUGAAUAGAGUGAAGAAGAAACCUUACUUGGAGCUGAAGGAUGCCAAUGGCAGACCCGAUUCGGUUGUAGCAAAAGAAGCCUGGGAGAACCAUCGCCUGAGAAACGAUUCUAUCAUUGUGGAUAUUUUUCACGGUCUUUUCAAGUCUACCCUUGUUUGUCCCAAAUGCUCUAAGGUUUCUGUGACCUUUGAUCCCUUCUGUUACCUAACCCUUCCACUGCCUUUGAAGAGAGAUCGUCUCCUGGAAGUUACCCUGGUAUAUGCAGACCCGCAGCGCAGACCUGUCCAGUACCGGGUCGUGGUGCCAAUGAUGGGAGCCAUCUCAGAUCUCUGCGAAUCGCUCUCCAAACUUUCUGGGGUUCCUGCAGAAAACAUGGUGGUGACAGACGUGUAUAACCAUCGGUUCCACAAAAUCUUCCAAACGGAUGAAGGUUUAAAUCAUAUCAUGCCAAAAGACGACAUCUUUGUAUACGAAGUCUGCAAGCCAAGUGAAGAUGGCUCGGAGUACAUUACUUUCUCUGUUUACUUCCGGGAAAAGGCAGUGAGGCAAUCCAGCAGCACCUCAGGGACCAUCCUCUUUGGUCAGCCACUGCUGAUAUCUGUCCCGAAACACAAGCUCACCGUGGAUCACCUGUACGGUGUCGUUUUGGAGCGGAUCAGUCGCUAUGUGAAACUCCCCUUGGCAGAAGAAUACUCCACACCUUGCCCAGACAAAGGAACCUGCAAUGGCUCCAGCAGCGUGCCUGAAGGUGACAUUGAAGAGAUGGAGCAUCAGGAUGACGGACAGGAAGGCAGGGAGAAGCUGGCAGAAGUUGAUCCCUGCCACUCUGAGGGUUGCAUGCAGAUUGAGUCAACGAGAGAGCUGCAGCCUUGUAAGAAGCAGCAUUUCACUUUUAGCCUUGUGAAUUUAUACGGGACCUCUGAGAUAAACUCCAUUGUAGAAGGAAAAAUCUUGAAAUUGAAUGCUUUUUCAACGCUUGCUGUUGACUGGGAUUCUGAUACGCGGAGGCUACUCUUCGAUGAACAGGAGGCACAGGCGUUUGAAAAGCAUGCAAGUGUGUUACAACCACAGAAGAUGAAGGCAGUGGUAGCCCUGAAAGACUGCAUAGAGCUCUUUACUACGAUGGAAACUCUUGGUGAACAUGACCCUUGGUACUGCCCUAACUGCAAGAAGCAUCAACAGGCCACAAAGAAGUUUGACUUGUGGUCUUUGCCCAAGAUUUUGGUAGUGCAUCUAAAACGCUUCUCGUACAGCAGAUACUGGAGGGAUAAACUCGACACUGUUGUUGAAUUCCCUAUCAGAGGUUUAAACAUGUCUGAGUUUGUCUGCGACCCAAGAGGAAGCUCGUAUGUCUACGACCUCAUUGCAGUUUCCAAUCACUAUGGAGCCAUGGGAGUAGGCCACUACACUGCCUAUGCAAAGAACAAAGUGAAUGGCAAGUGGUACUACUUUGAUGACAGCAGCGUCUCGCUGGCUUCAGAAGACCAAAUAGUGACAAAAGCUGCGUAUGUGCUGUUUUAUCAGCGCCGAAACAAUGAGGAACAUGUUGCCCCAUCUCCUCCCCAAGAAGAGUGUGACGGGAUGGAUACCAACUAAGCACCGCCUCCAGCACUCGGCCACCGUGUUAGCGGUCACUCUCCUAAAGCCAUCUCUGAGGCAUCUGAAGUUUUUUUCUUUCUUCUGUAGGAGUCAAGCAGAAAAUCUAGCACUGAAUGGCUCAGUGCUUGGGGUUACGGAACAGCACCGGAGAGCCAGGAAUAGGUGCUGACGCUCGGAUAUUUAGAGGCCAAAAAUAAUAUAUAUUGGAGCUUUGAUAAAGUUCUUUUUAAAGUCUGUCUGAGCUGUGUGGCUUGAGGCAGGAAUCAGGCUGAGCCGGGGCUGUGGGAUGUGGGCUAAGGUCUGUAGCUGGGGUUGGGGUAGUACAGCCUGAAUCGGGGGUCAGAGCUGAGUGUGGUGUGGCCCAUGGAGGGGCGCAGUGGGUAUGAUUCUGUGAGUUGGUACAGGGGCUUCUUGUCAGCCCUGUGGCGUUGCUGAUGGGCCCUGCUUGUGUCAGGGAGGCUUGUGCACCCUUUUUGGAAUCUCUCAAUUCAAAUCUCUGAACCUGUGGUUUGCCUGAUGCCGUGUCUGCCGUUGUACUUUGGUUCCCUUGCUAAGCACCAAAGUUUCUCCUACUUGCAUCCAUUCACCUGCUGAUGCACUCGAGACUCUUGUGCAGUUUUUACUCAGCCUCUGUUAGCAAUAGGACAAAGGGGAGUGGCUUUAAAUUAAAAGAGAGGAGUUUUAGGUUAGAUGUUAGAAAUUCUUUACUCAGAGGGCGGUGAGGCGCUGGCACUGCUGCCCAGAGCUGUGGGUGCCCCAAGCCAUGGAUGGGCUCUGGGCAGCCUGAGCUGGGGGGCAGCCCGCCCACAGGAGGAUUUGGAACUAGAUGAUCUUUAAAGUCCCCUCUAACCUAAGCUGUUCCAGGAUUGUAAACAUGUAUACCGAAUCCGUAAGGUUGGCAGCUUCUUGUCCAGUGUGUCCCUUUGCCAUAGUUGCUUAGUUUUGCUCCAUCCUUCCAACACAACUGACAAAUGCUCUUCCUCUCUUACAUCUUUUCCUGAACUGGCUCUGUUACUUGCAGGACUUGAUUUCAUCUUUCCUCUUGUUUGAGGAUUCCUGUGAACAGUAGAUCAGGUUAGUCCUCAGCGGAGAACUGUUUUUUCCCAUGAAAACUAGAUUUUUCUGAUUUUUUUUUUUUAAUCUGUGCUUUUGAGGGAGAUGUCUUGCUCAAGGUGGUGAACUACACAGCAGGGGUCCUCCUUGGUGCCCAGUGCCCUGACAGAACAAAAGCUCCUCCUGCAAGAUGUGUGCUUGCAGCCACUCUGUCCUCUCUGCGCACUUCCUAUGGCUUCAUUGCUGACCAUAGCUGUGUUCUCUGACUGUGAGCGUAAUGGCAGUCAUCGUUUAACUCUGAGCACAGCUCCCUUUCUGCUGCUCUCAGUGACAAGCCCCAUAGGAAGUCACUGUGUGCCAGACCCUGGACCUCUGUUGUGCUGUGGCAGUGCAGAAGUGCAGCCAGCUGCUCUCUGCCUGUCCUCCAAGCAAAGGGAAGGGGGGGGAUGGGGGGCAGUGCCCCAUGGCUCCCUGCCAGGGCAUGAGAAUGCUUUGAGGAGGAGGAAGGGCUGUCUCUAGCUGGCACAUAAGUAUUAUUAUCCCCUUCUGCAGAGUUUUGCUUUUAAAGUAUUGACAUUUGAAUUUAGAGAUCAGAAUUGCUUAGUUGCUUCUGCUGUUCUGGUUUGUGGGUUGUUUCGGUUUUUUACAACACUUAAUAUUUUAUUUCUGUUCUGAGGGGAGCAUCCCCAAAGCAAUUUUUAAACUGUAGCGCUACAUUGAAUUACUCUGAUCGGCAUUUCUCAUAGUUUUACCCUGAAAGAAAAUCACACGGGCAUUCCAAAUGGGGAGGCGGGCGAGGAAAAGAGGGGAGUAAAACAGCUUUGUAAAGGCAAGCUCCAUCUGAAGUAGCCUUUUUUCUUCUCUUUACCUCCUUUGCUGCACUGACACUGAGAAGUGCGUUGGUGGGGCUCAAUCUCUGGUGCUCAGAUGCUGAGCAGGCACUGUUUUACUGCAGAAAAAGUGGCCCAGCUCUUACUUUCUCUGUCACUGAGCUGAUGGCCUUGGCUGGUGUGUGUCUUCUGUAAUACCAGACCUGUUUUUUAGACUAGCACUUUGUAAGUGGCUGGAUCUGUUGUACAAAGAGGAAAAUUAAAGAGUGGUUUGCACUGAAACUGGGUUUUGUUGUGUUUUCGCCUGUCGUUAAGUGGCCUGAAGUGCAGGUUGAGCAGCUGCUGGUUGUGGGGAUGCCUGCUGCAGCAGGAGCUCUUUCAGCUGGAGCGUGACGAGUAGUGGGCAGGGAUUUCAGAGAGCAGUGCUGCUGUGUAAAUCUGGGAGUUUGUACUCAACGUUUGCUUUUUCUCCACUGCAGAGCUGUGCUGGUUUCUGGUGGCCCUUGCCUCUCUGUGACAUUGGGCAGCCUCAGUUGUGCCUUCCUCAUCCUCCCCCUGCAAAUCUGGGAGAGGCUGCAUUCCUUCUGGCCGUUUUCUCCCCUUAUCUUUCCUGCUUGUGGCCGUACCACUGAAAUGGGUGUCCUGCAGCUACUGCAGUUUCCUGAGGCAUGCUAAAUAAGUACCAUACGCUGGAAAAGACCGAGGAAGCAAGUUAAAUGCAGCAGGCUUGUAUGCAUUUAGCAUGUUUUAGCACUGGUGCACGUGCAGGGAAUCUAGGAGAUUGUCAUCAAGCCUGCAGAUCAAGGGCAGUUUUGAAGGUGAAAGCCUCGUGAAGAGGGCUUAAAGUUCACGCAGUGAUUGCAAUGUAACUGCUGAAGGGCUUGGUAUUAGCUAGAGCCUGAGAGAAGGUUGGGAGAGCCUCGAUGUAGAGUGGCAGAUCCUGAGCUGCACUGUGAAACACUGAGCACCAAAGCGUGGCAUGAAACCUAUCGUGGCCAUCUGUGGCUCCAGGGGAACGUGUGGUUGCAUGCUUCUCUUUUCAGUGAAGUAGGGUGGAGUGUGGUGCUCUGGGAAAUGAUGGAGAGAAAGAAACAGGGAAGGAACAAACUAACUGAUGAAAUUCCCAUGCAGUCGGUCAUUUUGAAGAACCAAAGAAUGGCUUUGGUUAGAGUGGAUCUUGAAGAUGAUCUAGUUCCAAGCCCCCUGCCAUGGGCAGGGAUGCCACCCACCAGCUCAGCCUGCCCGGGAUCCCACCCAACCUGUCAGUGAAUGCCUCCAGAGAUGGGGCAUCCACAACCAAUCUGGGCAACCUGUUGCAGUGCCUCACCAACCUCAAAUAAAAAAAUAAAAUCCCAAACCAGAAAGUUGGAGGACAGGUUAAAUUUUAUGUAAUAGAAGAGGUUAGUGGCAAAACCCUAUGCUGAUCUCUGCCCUUUGAUGUUAAAGCAAGAAUGUGGAAAGAAGGGAAAGCAAAAUGGCAGUUCUCUAAGGUGGAGGUGAUCAGAUACUGAGUCAGUGCAUGGGCUUGCAGGGGCAUCUCAUGCAAGAAUGCUGUGGACAUGAAAUGGAAAGUGACUUGAAACACCAGUUGUACUGUCAAUGAAGUAGUGGUAUUCAAGAAAGAAACCUCUGUGGGAAGAACAGAGAAAGUCUCAGAGCUCAGGUUCCUGGGAGGAGGGCAAAGAAUGUGGAAAAGAUGGAAGAUCUCAGGGUUUGAGAGCCUGCUCUGAGUUCAAAGGAGGGUCCUCACCUGUGCUGGGAGGUAGGCACCAUCCUGAUCUUGCUUCUCCAGCACUCCCACCCCUGGUCCGAGGAGGGUGCCGUGAUCCUUGGGGACAUGCUGCCAGGUGGCAGUGAAAGGGCUGGAGCUGCCAAACAGGAGCAGAGGCAGCUGGCACACCCUCUCCCACACCAGGAUAAAUGCUGGUUGUGGUGCUCAGUCCUGCUCUGCUCUUUCCCUCCUGGUGGCUGUGCUGUUGGCACGGCAAAUGCUGCAAGGCAGGAACAACCCAUGAAGGGAACAUUCUGGCCAUGCCUGGUGGGGCUCAGCUGUGGGAUCACCACCACCUUGGUGUGCUCAUGGAGAAGUCUGGGGUCCCUGAGGGUACAUUGCUUAUCAGAUGCAUAUCACAUACCUGGGCCUUAAAUGACAAGAGUUAAGUAACUGCGGUACUGAACGUGGUGUGUUUCUUUUAUUCUCAGCUUUGCUAAAUACAUUAUACAAUUUUCUGUGA
Numida meleagris (helmeted guineafowl) is the source of this 7051-nucleotide messenger RNA. It is a transcript of the gene USP4, whose product is annotated as ubiquitin specific peptidase 4. Lineage: Eukaryota; Metazoa; Chordata; Aves; Galliformes; Numididae. Gene Ontology annotation, molecular function: cysteine-type deubiquitinase activity. Gene Ontology annotation, biological process: protein deubiquitination. The transcript has 22 exons. Bases 37 to 2931 code for a protein of 964 amino acids. The record is from RefSeq and is a predicted model, not a curated record.